GGGUUUGAGAUUACACAUAUUUCUGGGGUUGGCGGAGACGAUAAACUAAACAAGGUUAAAAACCAGGACAGGUCUUAUGCAUCACGCUUUAAUAUACUGGUUUGGUCCGGUUUGUGAAGUAAGGUAACCACUCUUUGUCAAAAUAGAACGAACUUGAAAUGCAAAGCCUUUUUUUUUUCCAGAUGAUGUGACGAUCAUAAUUGGUUUUGCAACUGCGGACGUGUUUAGUUUCUAUUUGCAUGUUCCUUUAAAAGUGGCGUACACCCAUGAUAGUAUAGAUGUGAAAUUUAUCGAUUCAAUCAAUAACUGCCCAAACAAGAAAAGAAAUCUGUAUUGAUGCCUUUCCAUACUCGAAUCUUUGCUGUACACUGUGAAAUAUGCCAGGUAAAGGUCUGCUUGAGAGAUUGAAAAAUGGCGAGAGUCUUGUUGUGGCAGAGGGUUAUAUAUUUGAAUUUGAGAGGCGUGGUUACCUGAAGUCAGGAAGUUUUGUUCCUGAAGUGGUACUUGAUCAUCCCGAACUUGUCAAAUCAUUACAUGAAGAGUAUGUUCACGCCGGAAGUGACGUAGUACUUGCAUUCACGUAUUAUGCUCACCGUGAAAAACUCAGACUUAUCAACAGAGAAUCCGAUCUGAAAACUAUGAACAUGAAAGCCUUAGAAAUAGCGCGGGAAGUGGCAGACCAAACUGGUACAUUAAUGGCGGGAAAUAUUUGCAAUUCCACUGUGUACAAGAAGGGAGACGAACAGGCAAUUAACAAAACACAGGGCAUGUUUAAGGAACAGAUAGAAUGGGCGGUUGAGGGCGGUGCAGACUUUAUCGUUGCGGAGACGUUUGGAGAAUUUGGAGAGGCUAUGUUAGCCUUGGAAUCUAUCAAACAAUACGGGAAAGGCUUGCCUGCCGUCAUAACACUGUCGGUCCCAAUGACAAUGAUGAUGCAUGACGGGAUACCUGUUGACGAAGCCUGCAAACGAUUGGAAGAUGCUGGGGCGGAUGUUGUAGGGUUGAACUGUGGACGGGGUCCAGAAACAAUCAUUGAACCCCUGAAACUCGUUCGAAAAGCUUGCAGAGGACCAAUCGCAGCACUGCCUGUUCCAUACAGAACAAACGAUAAUCAAGUGACAUUCUUCUCUUUAACAGUACCGGGAACAGAAAAACCAGCAUUUCCUCUAGAUCUCUCUUCCUGUUACUGCACUCGCGAGGAAAUUCGGAAGUUUGCAGAAGAGUGUAAGAAUCUAGGUAUCCAAUAUGUUGGCCUGUGUUGUGGAAAUGCACCUCAUUUCCUGAGAGAGGUUGCAGGUGUUUAUGGAACACCAGCGGCAGCUUUAAAAUAUUCACCAGAAAUGGAAAAGCAUUUCAUUUUUGGAGACGAGAAGAAAAAUGAUCCUUAUUUCACCAAAACAUACAAAGACGCCAUCACGAAGAAAUGAGUUUAUUUGUAACAAUUAUCCCAUAAUGCACUGAAUCCCUCAGAACUUGUAUUGUAAAUAUAUAUCAAAUAUGUAAGUUUUUAUCUAUAUUCACUUUGAUGGUAUGAGAAAGGGUAGUUAUGUAUAUAUAUUUUUUAUCUAUCUAAUAUUGCUACGAAAGUGUUAGCUAUUUGUUCAACGUUACAGUGAAAUCAACUUUGAUUGGUAGUUAGCUGAUGAUAUUGAUUUAAAUGUUGGAGUUUGUAUUGCUUGUAUAGGGUAUACAUCCUAAUGUCUGUCGUUUAUCAGAUGUAAUGGCGUCAUACAAUCACAAGACCAGAGCUACAUUGUAUAUUUCAAUAUCAAAUUACAAAGUCGUAAACCUUUUACAAAA
Molecule: messenger RNA, 1800 nt
Organism: Ostrea edulis (European flat oyster)
Lineage: Eukaryota; Metazoa; Mollusca; Bivalvia; Ostreida; Ostreidae
Product: betaine--homocysteine S-methyltransferase 1-like
Exons: 7
Coding region: 378-1427 (349 amino acids)
Molecular function (GO): zinc ion binding; methyltransferase activity
Source: RefSeq, a predicted model, not a curated record